AUGUCCGUGAAGAUUGGAACCAUUAGCGGCCCGUUUGUUGGGUCUGCUCAGCGGCAGAGCACCGCAGUGCGAGCCGCUCGUUGGCUCUCCCGGUUCCAACAGGACAGCCAACAACUGGAUGCCGUCGCAUCUGAAGCUGCUGAAAGCCUCCACCCAGGACCAGUCACUGUUGUUUGUCUUUCGGACACGCACAAUACCAACCCCACCUCAGUUCCUGACGGCGACAUACUGCUCCAUGCAGGAGACCUGUCCCAGUACGGCAACUUUGCAGAGCUCCAGGCGCAACUUGCGUGGCUUCAGUCACAGCCUCAUCCGCACAAAGUCGUCAUCGCUGGAAACCAUGACCUGAUCUUGGACACGGCCUUUGUCGCCGCCCACCCGGACCGCGAACUCGACCUGGCGGGGCGACGCAGGUCUGAUCUGGAUCGGGGUGACGUGCUGUAUUUGGAGUACGAGGCUGUAGAUUUGGAAAUCAAGGGAAAGGACAGGUCGGUCCGGAUUUCUGGGAGCCCAUGGACGCCCAGAUUUGGGAGCUUCGCGUUUCAAUACGGGGAUGGGGAAGCAACAUGGACAAAUGCGGUGCCCGAUGGUACAGAUAUCCUGCUCACUCACGGGCCACCAAAAGGCUAUCUCGACGACGGCGGCAAGGGUUGUCCAAGCCUUCUUGCCGAGCUUUGGAGGUCACGGCCCAAACUCGUCGCCGUACGAUCACGGGGGCAAGACCGGCCCAAUGAAGCCAUGGAGGGUGACGAUCCAACGGACGAGGAGGGUCACGAGAGCGUGGACGAGGAGAGCAAGAACGAGGACCUUUGGUUUCCUUCCUGGCCUCCCCCAAAUCCCAGACAGAUCCUCGCCGACAGAGAGGCAUACCGACGGCGGCUGGGCUACCGGAGGUACCUUGCUCCCGAGCGCGUCUUUGAGGACUCGCCGCUGUUUGUGUUGUACCGGCUGUAUGAGUGGAUCAUGGCGCACCAUUACAUUAACAUCCGAAACGAGUUGGAGACGUUCUGGUGGACGCGCUGGCUGGUCUCAAGCAUACCCGACCCUGGAGAACAGGGCGAUCCGGAGCGGUAUGCCGUGUUAGCCUGCAUUCCCGGUCUGAUCGUUGAAAGUUUCAACCAGCGCAUCGACCAUGGGCUCCGCCGGAAGGAACCGUCGGCGAUUUUGUCCUUGGAGGAGCAAUUGUACUGGGCGUCCACCCCGCAAAAGUACGAGAAGGAGCCCGCGUGGACCGAGGAGGUACCGCCGUUGCCAGACAUGUUGCAUAUUCCGCACAGCCAGCCCCAUACGGAGCAACUGGCGUCGCUCGAUGACCCGGAUGCGGAUCCGCAUUUCAAGAAGAAGAAUAUCCUAGCUAUUAGGCCGCAUAUCCAUUUCAUCUAGGUACUGGACGGUCCAGAAUCGCCAAUUAAACAUUGAGAAAUAGGAAUACAAUGCAAAAGGACGGUGAAUGUUGCUACUAUCGACUCAUUUAGUGAGAUAAUCAUAAUGUGGAUAUGGCUAUAUUGAAUGAUGCCUAUCUAUAACUAUAAGGUAGAAGGUGAAUAUCC
Molecule: messenger RNA, 1550 nt
Organism: Chaetomium strumarium
Lineage: Eukaryota; Fungi; Ascomycota; Sordariomycetes; Sordariales; Chaetomiaceae
Product: Metallo-dependent phosphatase-like protein
Exons: 4
Coding region: 1-1383 (460 amino acids)
Molecular function (GO): hydrolase activity
Source: RefSeq, a predicted model, not a curated record